Molecule: messenger RNA, 2078 nt
Organism: Drosophila sechellia
Lineage: Eukaryota; Metazoa; Arthropoda; Insecta; Diptera; Drosophilidae
Gene: mts
Product: protein phosphatase 2 catalytic subunit mts
Exons: 4
Coding region: 484-1218 (244 amino acids)
Molecular function (GO): protein serine/threonine phosphatase activity
Source: RefSeq, a predicted model, not a curated record
GAUUGUUUAACUACAGUGCAUUGUGCGUGUUUGUUGUUGUUGUUAUUGUGUCCACUGGGAACUCUGAGCACCCCCGCUCCGUGCAUCCCCAUGUGUGUUUCGUCGUUGUUGCUGAGUAAAUAUUACUUAAUGUUUUUGUGCGUCGGUGUGUGCGCGCCCCUAGAAUAUGUAUCUAUGUACCGUCGUAUCUCAAUUCUAGAAUAAUGCAGUUGCAUUGGUGUUUGUGCUCCGUUUUUUUAUGACCAACCAUGUUCAAUUAAACACUUUUGAUAUCAAUUGUUAUUAAUUUGCCGAUUUUACCGUUCAUCAGGCGCGUCGCGCACGCAAACAAACAGACAAGCGAAAAGAGUGCAAGAGAGGGUGAACAGAUAACGAUUCAUUGAUUUGAGAGCCAAGGAGAUUCUCUCCAAGGAGUCCAAUGUGCAGGAGGUAAAAUGCCCGGUGACAGUGUGCGGAGAUGUCCACGGUCAGUUUCACGACCUGAUGGAGCUGUUCCGGAUAGGCGGCAAGUCCCCGGACACCAACUACCUGUUCAUGGGCGACUACGUGGACCGUGGAUACUACUCCGUGGAGACCGUGACCCUUCUGGUGGCCCUGAAGGUUCGCUAUCGCGAGCGCAUCACCAUCCUGCGCGGUAACCACGAGUCGCGCCAGAUCACACAGGUCUACGGCUUCUACGACGAGUGCCUGCGCAAGUACGGCAAUGCCAACGUUUGGAAGUACUUCACGGAUCUGUUCGACUACUUGCCACUGACGGCACUCGUCGACGGGCAGAUCUUCUGCCUGCACGGCGGCCUCAGUCCCUCGAUCGACAGUCUGGAUCACAUUCGGGCCCUCGACCGCUUGCAGGAGGUUCCGCACGAGGGUCCCAUGUGUGAUCUGCUCUGGUCCGAUCCCGAUGACAGGGGUGGUUGGGGAAUCUCGCCUCGUGGCGCCGGUUACACAUUUGGCCAGGACAUUUCGGAAACCUUUAACAACACAAACGGCCUGACACUGGUGUCGCGCGCCCAUCAGCUGGUGAUGGAGGGCUACAACUGGUGUCACGAUCGCAAUGUGGUCACAAUAUUCUCAGCGCCAAACUAUUGCUACCGCUGUGGCAACCAAGCGGCUCUUAUGGAACUGGAUGAUUCACUUAAAUUUUCAUUCCUACAAUUUGAUCCAGCACCCAGGCGCGGGGAGCCUCAUGUUACGCGAAGAACACCCGAUUAUUUCCUUUAAGCUGGAUUGCUCGCACCUACGCAGCUUACAUUUACACAUAUUACAUCGCAUUAUAACAACAAGAAGAACCGAAACAAUAUAUAAUAUAUACAAAUCCAACCAGCAGCAACAAAAUAAACAAAAUGGCAAGUGCUGUCGAAAAAAAACUACCAUAAAAAACAACCCAAAACUAAAAACCUCGAUGCAUUUGUUUUGUGGAGAUCGUUUUAAACAGAGCGCAGUGGAAGAUAUUGUAUAAACAAAGAAAAGAAAAUAACCAUAACAGUCGAGAACACAAAAAUGCAUUGAACAGUUAUUGUUGUUGGCCACAGUUAAAAAAAAAAAAGAAAAAACAAACCGGAAAUGCCGCCAGCGGGGGCGGCAGGCAUAAAAUUUAUAUCAAAGAUAAAGGGGAGGAGCAGAAAGAGAAGCAGUAUACAGAAAUGAUACAAUCCAAUCGAACCUACCAACCAACCCAGAAACCAAGCAGCAACCGCAAGCAACAAGAAGAACUACAACUACUUAGCUAAAUUUGUUAAUUUAUAAAAAUAACGAACUAAGCGUCGCAGCAGAAAGCCAGGGAGCAGGAGUGAUGGAUGGAUGGACUCAUGGAUUAUGACGUGAUGUGUGUGUGGGCGGAAGGGGCUGACGAAGGACUAAACGGGACGAAAGGACGAACGCCAGGACGUAGCAGCAUAAGCAGCAGCAGCGGUAGCAGCAGCGGAAGCAGACGACCCACGACCGACAAAGCAGGAGGAUAACGAUGAAGCAGCAGCAAAAAAGUAGCAGCAGUAUGUGGCAGGAGCAGCAGCGAACGCCAAUGCGAUGGGGGAAGCGCGGGGCGGGCCAGCGAUUUAUAUAAAAACAAAAAUUAUAAAAAA